This is a messenger RNA of Penicillium alfredii, 1635 nucleotides long. RefSeq lists its product as uncharacterized. NCBI's taxonomy places the organism in Eukaryota, Fungi, Ascomycota, Eurotiomycetes, Eurotiales, Aspergillaceae. Bases 1 to 1635 code for a protein of 544 amino acids. The record is from RefSeq and is a predicted model, not a curated record. Gene Ontology annotation, molecular function: transmembrane transporter activity. Gene Ontology annotation, biological process: transmembrane transport. The transcript is spliced from 12 exons. Gene Ontology annotation, cellular component: membrane.
AUGUCGCACGAAACAGAAGCCGCACAGACAAAACGCCAACAGGAGGAAUUCGUGGAAUCUAUUGAAGCUGACACUGCGCAACAACUGCCACGAACUCACCAUGAAGAACCCAGGGAAGAUAAGGCUCUACAGCUGAUCGAGGAUGCCGGCCACUCGACAAUCCUCACCCCUGAGAACAACGCCCGAGUCCUCCGCAAGAUCGACCUACGACUCCUCCCCAUUCUUCUGGGCAUCUACUUCCUCCAGCAGCUAGACAAGUCCACUCUUUCGUAUGCGUCGGUAUUUGGGAUCAUCGAAAAGGCUCAUCUCCAUGGUCAGCAGUACUCGUGGCUGGGAUCGGUGGUCUACGUUGCUCAGCUGGUUGCGCAGCCCUUGGUCGCUUACAUCCUGGUUAAGAUGCCUUUGGGCAAGUUCUUGGCCGUGUCUACUCUUCUGUGGGGUAUUACCCUAUCGUGUAUGACUGCGGCCAACAGUUUUGCGGGGUUGAUGGUUUGUCGAUUGCUGCUGGGUGCCUUUGAAGCGGGAGUUGCUCCGGCAUUCAUCGCGGUGACUCAGAUGUGGUAUCGGCGACGAGAGCAGCCCGUGAGGCUGGGGUCAUGGUAUGCCAUGAAUGGAGUGGUGAACAUGUUCGGAAGCUUGAUCACAUACGGACUCGGCCAUAUCAAAUCCUCCGUCUUUGCGCCAUACCAGAUCAUAUUUUUGUUCUUUGGUCUCCUUACCGUCGGAUUCUCGACCGUUGUCCUGGUAUUUAUGCCAGACUCUCCCGUGCGGGCCAAGUUCCUCCACGAGGAUGACAAACUGGUGGCGAUCGAAAGGUUCUUGACCCAGCUCGUGCUUGGUAUUGAGAGCCACCAAUGGAAAUGGGAGCAUGUCAAGGAAGCAUGCCUGGACUUCAAAUCCUGGCUCUGGUUUGCACUGAUGUUUUCCAUCUCGAUCCCAAGUGGUGGCAUCACCACUUUCGGUCCAUUGAUCGUCAAGGCCUUUGGCUUCGACGAAUUUAAUACCAUUCUGCUCAAUAUCCCAUUUGGCGCGGUCCAGCUCGUCGCCACUAUGGGAGGCGCCUGGCUGGCGACCGCGCUGAAGAUGAAGGGUCCGGUGCUGGUGUUGCUGUGCCUUCCGCCUAUUGCGGGCUGUGUGAUGCUACUACGCAUUGCCCAUGAUGCUGCGCACAAGGCGCCAUUGCUUGUGGGAUACUAUAUUAUCUCGGUGUAUCCGGGCAUCACCCCAUUGAUCUACUCUUGGUCUGCCGGAAAUACAGCCGGAGAGACCAAAAAGAAAGUGACCACUGGUAUCCUGAUCGUGGGCCAGUGUGUCGGUAACAUCAUUGGCCCAAAUCUCUACACUACAGCAGAAGCACCACUCUACCGUCGAGGACUACUCUCAAACCUCGCAAUGUUCUGUGCCCUAGUGUUCCUUUCCCUGUUGAAUAUGGGGUAUCUAUUUUUCCUGAACAAGCAGCAUGAGAAACAGCGCGUGACUCUUGGAAAGAAUGCCAAAGUCGUGGACCACUCGAUGCAUGCCAUUGGCGCUACGGUCGCUGACAAGGAGGAUAUGCCUGUUCCACGUAUGGCUGAGGAUAAUGCCUUCAGGGAUCUGACGGACUGGAAAAAUGAGGAUUUUGUCUAUGUGUACUAG